Messenger RNA from Spirodela intermedia, 1251 nucleotides. The record is from the annotation of a GenBank genome assembly. Lineage: Eukaryota; Viridiplantae; Streptophyta; Magnoliopsida; Alismatales; Araceae.
AUGCUGUUGAAGAACAGUGAAGGGGACUCCAGCGUGACACCACUUCCCCCUGCCGAGUGCAAGUACCUGGUUUGGACGUCCUAUAAUGGCCUGGGAAACCACAUACUCACCUUGGCGUCGGCGUUCUUGUACUCUCUCCUUACUGGGAGGGUCAUGCUCGUUGACCGAGGGAAGGAUCUCACCGCUCUCUUCUGCGAGCCCUUCCCUGAUGCCACGUGGCUCGUGCCCACUAACUUUCCCGUCGAUUUCCAAGUCUUCGAGUCGAAGAACAACCAGAGCUACGGCAACAUGCUGAGGUACGGUAAGAUUAGCAUCGCUAGCAGUGGCGUCGUGACUGGGCCUCCCCUCCCCUUCAUCUACGUCCACAUGACUUAUCGAUACGACAACAAUGAUAAGCGAUUUUUCUGCGAGCCCGACCAGGAGUUCCUGGUCAGGAUGCCAUGGAUGGUGCUCAAGGCGGACAACUACUUCGUGCCGGCGUUGUUCUUGAACCGAAUGUUCGAACCGGAGCUCAGCCGGUUGUUCCCAGACAAGGAGACUGUUUUCCACCACAUGAGCAGGUACCUCUUCCAUCCGUCCGACACCGUCUGGGGGAUGAUUACCAGGUACUACCAGUCCUACCUCUCAAUGGGUAGGGAGAAAUUGGGGAUCCAGAUCAGAAUAUUCAACAAGGACGAAUCACCUUUAGACCUGGUAGCGGAUCAGGCCAUAAACUGCACACUCAGAGAAGGGCUGCUGCCGCCAGUGGCUUUGGACAGGCCAAUCGUCUCUGCCAACCUAAACAAUACCAAGGUCGUUCUUAUUGCCUCCCUUCACUCCCAAUUCUCUGACCGAAUCAGGAAUAUGUAUUGGGAGCACCCCAACAAGGGCGGCGCCGUGGUUAGUGUUCACCAGCCAAGUCACGAGGAAUGGCAGCAGACGGGAUCGGAGAACCAUGACCUUAAGGCGUGGGCGGAGAUAUAUCUCCUCAGCUUUGCCGACGUUCUGGUGACGAGCACCGGGUCAACGUUCGGGUACAUUGCGCAGGGGCUCGCUGGUAUACGACCCUGGAUCCUUGUAAGGCCUUAUGGCGGCAAGAUGCCGGAACCCGCCUGCAUGAGGGAGACGUCCAUGGACCCUUGUUUCCACUCGCCGCCAUGGUAUGACUGCAAGUCCUGCAAGUCAUUCUCCGAUCCGGGAAAGGAGAUCUCCUACGUGACGCACUGCAGGGACGUUCCCGACGGCAUCAAGCUGGUUGGUCGGACUGACUGA